Leguminivora glycinivorella is the source of this 1737-nucleotide messenger RNA. RefSeq names its product organic cation transporter protein-like. The transcript is spliced from 7 exons. The record is from RefSeq and is a predicted model, not a curated record. Gene Ontology annotation, molecular function: transmembrane transporter activity. Lineage: Eukaryota; Metazoa; Arthropoda; Insecta; Lepidoptera; Tortricidae. Gene Ontology annotation, biological process: transmembrane transport. Gene Ontology annotation, cellular component: membrane. Bases 99 to 1685 code for a protein of 528 amino acids.
UGAUCUCAAUAAGAAAAUAUUAUUUAAUAAGUGCUACAAAUAAAUAAAUAAAAUAUAUUUUAAUAAAUAAUAAAAAUAGUGUCUUUAAAAGUUUUAAAAUGAAUAUAAAAGUGACUCCCAAAGACGAGAAGGCAAAUGAAGAUGUGUUCGCAAAGUUGUGUGAUUUCGGAAGAUUUCAGACUUUUCAGUAUUUUUUGGUUUGUUUACCGUUAGUCAUGGUGUCCAUGAUGAACGUGAACUAUAUAUUUGUUGCUGAAAAUGUCAACUUCAGAUGUCGAGUCCCGGAAUGUGACGGGCCCAACGCCACAGCAUCCACGCCCGUGUGGUGGCCUACCACUCACGACACGAAGUGCAUAAGGCCAGUGUUCAACCUGACAGAAGCGACGUGCGAUAACCAGAUGGCUGUUGAGUUCAGGGAGUGUGAUGACUGGAUUUAUGAGCAUGAGAAUUCAGUUGCGGUUAAGCUGGAUAUCGGGUGCCAAUCAUGGAAAGCUUCGUUUGUAGGCAGCGUCCACAACAUAGGAAUGUUGUUCUCAAUGAUAUUGAUGGGUUGGAUAGCUGACAGAUUCGGAAGAAAACCGACAAUAAUAAUUUGCGCCGUGGGAGGAGCGGUCGGAGUGUUUAAAAUCUUCAUGACCAAUUUCUACGCUUAUCUGGCCGUAGAAUUCUUGGAGUCGUUCGUCGCAUCCGGACUUUACACUGUCGCUAUUGUCUGGAUGAUUGAAGUCGGCGGUGAAACCAAAAGAGUAUCAGCUGGUGUCAUAUUUUCCUACGCCAUAUACGUAGGCGAGGUAGCAUUCGCCUUCAUAGCGAUGGGACUCCAGCACUGGAAGUCUCUGAUACUAGCCAUAUACGCCCCUGUGAUUCUGUUCGUCGUCUACAUAGUUAUUCUGCAAGAGAGCACAAGAUGGCAACUAUUGCGAGGAAAAACUAAUGGUGCAAAGAGAACGUUUAAAAUAAUAGCCAAGAUAAAUAAACUAGCUUUAACGAAUGAAGAAAUCGAUAAUAUAAAAGAAGAUGAUUUAAGAUUGAAAUUCAAUGUAGCUUCUCAAAAAGAAAAAGAGACAGUGAAGGAUAUUAUUAAGUCUAAAGAAAUAAUGAUACGGCUAGCAGUGAUUUCCUUCUGUUUUUUCACAUCUAGCUUUAUAUAUUACGGGUUGGCAGUACAAGCAGUUUCAUUGCCUGGGGACAAGUAUUUGAAUUUCGCACUGACUUCGUUGACAUCGUUUCCUGGAGACCUGUUGGCAUAUUUCACCUUUUCUAAAUAUGGAAGAAGAAUAUCUUUACAAGGCGGUUAUUUGGGCUGCGGUGCAUUUAUACUUGCACAGGCUUUUGCUCCGGAGUCAACCCCAUGGCUAAAAUUGACGCUGUUUCUACUAGGGAAAUUAGGAACCGCUCUCUGUUUUACUGGAGUGUAUACGUACAGUUUAGAACUGUUUCCUACUAGCGUAAGAGGAUCCUUGUUUGGAUUUUGCAACACGCUUGCGAGAAUCGGUAGUAUGCUGUCGCCGCUGGCUCCUUUAUUAGUAUCGGAGCUGCCCGCUCUACCAUCAAUACUCUUUGCGUCGACGGCCAUGAUGGCAGCUCUACUAUUAACAUUUACCCCUGAGACAAAGACUUUACCAUUGUUUGACACUGUGGAAGAAGUAGAGGCUUAUAAAUCAAAAAUGACUACUAAGCUUUAGAAAAUACUAUAAAAUAAAUGAUCUAGUAAAAUUAUUUUUUCUUCUUCGUUCU